Messenger RNA from Sphaerodactylus townsendi, 768 nucleotides. RefSeq names its product atlastin-1-like. The record is from RefSeq and is a predicted model, not a curated record. Bases 1 to 768 code for a protein of 255 amino acids. Gene Ontology annotation, molecular function: GTP binding; GTPase activity. The transcript is spliced from 6 exons. Gene Ontology annotation, biological process: endoplasmic reticulum organization; protein homooligomerization. NCBI's taxonomy places the organism in Eukaryota, Metazoa, Chordata, Lepidosauria, Squamata, Sphaerodactylidae.
AUGCAGGAAGACACAUUGAAGAACCACAGGAACUGGAAGAAGACUAACCUCAAUUGUUGUUGUUUUUUCCCGUUCCAGGCCUAUAUCAAGAUCUACCAAGGAGAAGAGCUGCCUCAUCCGAAGUCCAUGCUGCAGGCCACAGCAGAAGCAAAUAACUUGGCUGCUGUUGCCACCUCCAAGGACACUUACAACCGGCGAAUGGAAGAGGUGUGUGGAGGCGAUAGGCCCUUCCUUGCCCCCAGCGACCUCCAGAGCAAACACUUGGAGCUGAAAGAGGAGGCGGUGCGGCAGUUCCGGAGCGUGAAGAAGAUGGGGGGCGAGGAGUUCAGCCGCCGAUACCUCCAGCAGCUGGAGAACGAGAUUGACGAGGUCUAUGUCCAGUACAUCAAGCACAACGACAGCAAGAACAUCUUCCACGCCGCCCGCACGCCGGCCACCCUCUUUGUGGUCAUCUUCAUCACCUACGUGACGGCCGGCGUCACCGGCUUCAUUGGAUUGGACAUCAUAGCCAGUCUGUGCAACAUGAUCAUGGGGCUGACCUUGAUCACCCUCUGCACGUGGGCAUACAUUAGGUAUUCGGGGGAGUACAGAGAGCUCGGGGCCGUCAUAGACCAGGUGGCUGCUGCGCUGUGGGACCAGGGGAACACCAAUGAGGCUUUGUACAAACUUUUGCGCAGCCAGCGACACACAGACAUUUGUACCACCACGCUCUCGGGCUGGGCGCAGAAGGCGGAGGCUGCCGAAGGCACGGAAAAGAAGACCAUGUAA